Hippocampus comes (tiger tail seahorse) is the source of this 1545-nucleotide messenger RNA. Its product is annotated as integral membrane protein 2C-like. The coding region runs from base 149 to 1426 and encodes 425 amino acids. Lineage: Eukaryota; Metazoa; Chordata; Actinopteri; Syngnathiformes; Syngnathidae. The transcript is spliced from 9 exons. Gene Ontology annotation, biological process: negative regulation of amyloid precursor protein biosynthetic process. Gene Ontology annotation, cellular component: Golgi apparatus; extracellular exosome; plasma membrane. Gene Ontology annotation, molecular function: amyloid-beta binding. The record is from RefSeq and is a predicted model, not a curated record.
AGCCCACUUCCGGUAGAGAGCAACAAACAGAAAGCAGUUUAGCGGUGAGAACGUGGCCCGUCUGAAAGGUGAAGGUUUUAUUUGUGACCAGUUAUUCGACACGAUCUGUAGAGCAGGCACACACAAUUGACCUAAAACACACCGAAACAUGGUGAAGAUCACUUUCCAGCCUGUCGCGGAGCAGAAAGAAGAUAAACAGAACAAUGGCGACAAGACGGAAAUCCUCAUUCCCCACCCGACGGAGGAGGAGGAUGACCCCGUCCUACCUUUGUGGCGGCCCAAGAAGUCUCCACUCAACGGGAUGUGCUGCCUGACGUUUGGCCUGGUUGUCUUCAUGGCCGGUCUGGUCCUCUCCUCCAUCUAUGUGUACCGCUACUACUUCAUACCUCACGCCCCAGAGGAGAACUUGUUCCAUUGCAAGGUGGUUUACGAGGACUCUGUGUACGCACCGCUGCGUGGGCGACAGGAAUUGGCAGAAAACGUUGGCAUCUACUUGGCCGACAACUAUGAGAAGAUCACCGUGCCCGUGCCUCAUUUUGGAGGCAGUGAUCCGGCUGACAUCAUCCACGAUUUUCACAGAGGACUGACCGCUUACCAUGAUAUUGCCCUGGACAAGUGCUACGUCAUCGAGCUCAACACCACCAUUGUGAUGCCCCCGCGCAACCUUUGGGAGCUGCUCAUCAACGUCAAGUGUUUGAUGGAAGGUAGCAGUUUCAAUAUGUGUGUUUCCCAGGAGGAGGAGGAUGACCCCGUCCUACCUUUGUGGCGGCCCAAGAAGUCUCCACUCAACGGGAUGUGCUGCCUGACGUUUGGCCUGGUUGUCUUCAUGGCCGGUCUGGUCCUCUCCUCCAUCUAUGUGUACCGCUACUACUUCAUACCUCACGCCCCAGAGGAGAACUUGUUCCAUUGCAAGGUGGUUUACGAGGACUCUGUGUACGCACCGCUGCGUGGGCGACAGGAAUUGGCAGAAAACGUUGGCAUCUACUUGGCCGACAACUAUGAGAAGAUCACCGUGCCCGUGCCUCAUUUUGGAGGCAGUGAUCCGGCUGACAUCAUCCACGAUUUUCACAGAGGACUGACCGCUUACCAUGAUAUUGCCCUGGACAAGUGCUACGUCAUCGAGCUCAACACCACCAUUGUGAUGCCCCCGCGCAACCUUUGGGAGCUGCUCAUCAACGUCAAGAAAGGAACAUACUUGCCUCAGACUUACAUCAUUCACGAAGAGAUGGUGGUGACCGGCAAAGUGCACAACAUGCGUCAGCUGGGACCCUUCAUCUACCGCCUUUGCAACGGCAAAGACACAUAUCGCUUGAACCGUCGUGUCUCCCGCAGAGGCAUCACCAAGCGAGAGGCGAAGGACUGCCACCGCAUCCGUCACUUUGAGAAUACCUUUGUGGUGGAGACGGUUAUCUGUGAUGAAAUAUGAGCAGGAUGGUCACCGGUGUGUCAUGGCAUGCCACCAACGGCACAUCCCAGUCACCUCUCCAGCUACUGUAGCACCCUGUGGAUUUAAUCAUGUUGCACUUUACCAAUGUUCUUUUCCAU